Molecule: messenger RNA, 1054 nt
Organism: Psammomys obesus (fat sand rat)
Lineage: Eukaryota; Metazoa; Chordata; Mammalia; Rodentia; Muridae
Exons: 1
Coding region: 169-927 (252 amino acids)
Source: RefSeq, a predicted model, not a curated record
GAGCUCAGCUGAGCCAGUACUUUGAUGCUAUCAAGAAUUCUCAGCAUGUAGAAGUCGAGAGCAUCCCUUUGCCAGACAUGCCACAUGCUCCUUCCAACAUAUUGAUCCAGGACCUUCCACUUCCUGGUGCCCAGCCACCCUCCAUUCUUAAAAAAAAAACCUCGGCCUAUGGGCCUCCAACUCGAGCAGUGUAUUCCCUUCCUCUCCUUGGACAUGGUGUUCCAUGUUUGCCCCCUGGCAGAAAACCACCUGGCCCUCCCCCUGGCCCAGCUCCUCCUCAAGUCCUGCAGAUGUAUGGUCGUAAAGUUCGCUUUGCUCCAGAUCUUCCCACUCGGAGGCAAGGUGAAGACAUGCCGUAUGGUCCAGAACUUGUUCAGCGGGGUCAUGAUGACGGUGGCUAUCCUGAGGACAUGGAUCAGGAUAAGUAUGACGACAGCACUGAGGUCAGUGACACUGACAGAUGUGAGGCAGAGAGUGGGGGGGGGUGAGUUGGGGCACCGUGAUGACAGUGAGGAAGUCUAUCCUGAGGAAAAGAAGUCAGGUCUGAGUGUCCGAUUUGCUGAUAUGCCUGGAAAAUCGAGGAAGAAGAAGAACAUGAAGGAUCUGACUCCUCUUCAAGCCAUGAUGCUUCGAAUGGCAGGUCAGGAAAUCCCUGAGGAAGGACAAGAAGUGGAGGAAUUUUCAGAGGAGGAGGAGGAUGAGGACUCUGGUGAUUCUGAAUCGGAAAGCAGUGGCAAAAGCAGCAUAAAGAGGACUGCCACUCUGAUGGCACAUCUGCUGCCCCUUCACAACAACAGGCUCCUCCACAGUCUGCCCCUCCUUCUCAGAUCCAAGCACCUCCCGAGCCAGGACCACCACCUCUUGGAUCACUGCCUGUCCCACCCUUAUGGCCUCCUGGACCACCUCCAGGGGCUCCUCCGUUCCUGAGACCACCUGGAAUUCCACAAAUCCAAGGGCCUUUACCACAACUUUUACCUCCAGGACCACCACCAGGCCGACCAUCUGGCCCUCCACCAGGUCCCCCUCCUCGAGGACCCCCACCAAGGCUACCUCC